This is a messenger RNA of Drosophila rhopaloa, 1203 nucleotides long. Its product is annotated as vacuolar protein sorting-associated protein 26C. The coding region runs from base 57 to 1007 and encodes 316 amino acids. Gene Ontology annotation, biological process: intracellular protein transport. Lineage: Eukaryota; Metazoa; Arthropoda; Insecta; Diptera; Drosophilidae. The record is from RefSeq and is a predicted model, not a curated record. Gene Ontology annotation, cellular component: endosome. The transcript has 3 exons.
GCCAGAUCAACUUGGGGUAAAUCAGCUGUUUUAUUUGUUUUUAUUUGCUGAUUAAAAUGGGUUCCUUACUCUUUGAUAUUAAAUUAAAGAGAGAGAAUAAGGUUUACCAUGAAAAUGACAUGCUGUUGGGCUGCGUUCAGUUCCAGUGCUCGCAAGAAACGAAACAUGAAGGAAUUAUGUUGUAUCUUGAAGGAAUCGUUAAUCUGCAAUUAAGUGCCAAAACUGUGGGCUUAUUCGAUGCUUUUUAUAACUCCGUGAAGCCCAUUAAUUUGUUGCAGAAUAGCCUGGAGCUAUCUGCCCCUGGAAAACUGAGCGCCGGUCGCUCGGAGUUCCACUUCGAAUUGCCUUUGGUGUGCAAAAAGGAACCGCGAAUACUUUAUGAAACAUACCAUGGUGUUUUUAUCAACGUUAAUUACCAGCUCAAUUGCACUGUGAAGCGAAAUUUCUUGGGCAAAUCCAUGACAAAAAUCCAACAAUUCUGCGUGCAGUAUAAACCAGUAGCAUUGGGCGAGGAUUCCCUAAAGGUUGUGCCCUUCAGCUUGAGUCCAGACUCGCUUCAAAAGAAUGCCAGCGCCAAGGAGAGACUGUCUAUGCCGCGAUUCCUGAUCACAGGACGUCUGGAUCGAAGUGAAUCCUGUGUAACUACCCCGAUCACGGGCAGCAUUACUGUUCAACACACGGAGGCUGCUAUUAAGUCCAUUGAAAUGCAAUUGGUUCGGGUGGAAACCUGCGGUUGCGAUGAGGGUUAUUCCAAGGAUGCUACCGAAAUCCAAACGAUACAAAUAGCAGAUGGCAAUGUGCUGCCGAAAUUAGAGCUCCCCAUCUAUAUGGUCCUGCCAAGAUUGUUCACCUGCCCUACGCUCCUCACCAAGAACUUCAAAAUCGAAUUCGAACUGAAUCUGGUUGUGGUAUUUAAAGAGGACUACACUGUUAGUGAGAACUUUAAAAUAGUCUUAAAACGGUCGGCUGGCCCACUGCUCAGCAAAAUUACUACAGCAGGACGUUAAUAAAAUUACCAAUUAAAUAUGGCAGCUUUUUUGUUAAUAUAAAUAACAAAUCGAAAAUGUAAUAAUGUAACCUUUUCAUUUAAAUGCAUACCACUUAAACAUAUUUCAAAAAUAUACUUUGUGAAGAAUCUUCAGAAUGGUAACUUAUGUAUUAUUAAAACUUAGUCAGAGGAACAAAUAUACAAUACAAAAUCGA